UUUUGUAGGAAGUAAGCGGAAAUGUCUCAGUAUCGCGGCUGGACUUGUCGAUGGUGGACAAACGAGCAAAGCGUUUGAAAUCCCCUCUAGCGGAGCAGAGGGCGAGAGGGUCCGUUCCUGCAGUCCAGCUCAAACAUGGCGGGCUGUGGAGGCGACGUGAUGCGCUCAUGGUCCGGAUCUAAGACCGACACCAGAUCCUCAACGGCGCCGGCGUCCGAAGAGGAGAAGCCGAGGAAGAGGAGGAAAGCUUUCUGCCUGGCGAGGAUGAAGUCCCGCAACAGCUCCGAGAAGCAGCUUCAGCGGCGGCGGCAGCAGCAUCAUGAGCCCGCCGCGAACAACAACAACAACACGCCGUUCGUGAUCCACUGCCAGAUCGGCAAGGAGAUCAAACACAUCUGCAGCAACUGCCGGGGAGCCGAGCCGCUGGACGCUGAGGAAGUGGAGAGGCUGGCGGCGAUGCGCUCUGAUUCGCUGGUACCGGGCACGCACACGCCUCCCAUCCGGCGGCGGAGCAAAUUCGCCACUCUGGGUCGUCUGUUCAAACCCUGGAAGUGGAGGAAGAAAAAAAGUGAGAAGUUUAAGCAGACCUCUGCAGUGUUGGAGAGGAAAAUGUCCACUCGCCAGAGCAGAGAGGAGCUCAUCAAGAAAGGACUCCUGAAGGAGGUUUAUGAGAAAGACGGUACAUCUCUGACUGUCCGGGAGGAGGUGAAGAUGGAGAACGGGCGUUCCCCGGUGCUCGGCUCCAGCCUGUCGGAGUCUGAAGGUAGUGAGCUGAUGGAAGGAGCAGCAGCAGCUGUAGUUCUUUCCUCAGGUUCACUGGAGUUUCAAAUGGCCAGUGAUGGUGCAAGCCAACAGGACCACACCCAGAAGUCCAGUCAGGCUCCGCCCACAAAGAAGUCCACCGUAUAUCCAGCUGAUGCCGCUGAAUCACUCCUCUCCAGACCUCCAACGCUACACAAACAACCUCCCGCUCUGCCGCCCAAACCUUUCAGCAGGCUACCCAAUCAUAUUACAGACGGUGCCCCUGUGAAGUUGCCAUGCAUGUCGGCUAAGUUAUCUCCUCCUCUACCUCCAAAGAAGCUCAUGAUCUCCGUACCUGCAGGGAGCAUGGAGCCCUCUUCUCUCGCCUUCCAGAAGUGCCCCGCCCCUCCCAGCCAUGCUCCAAUGGGGGCACACUCUCUGCAGUACGGGACGCUGCCCGUUCCUCACCACCCUCCCAGCCGAAUCAUAGAGGAGCUCAACAAAACCCUGGCCCUCACCAUGCAGAGGUUUGAGAGUUCCAUGAUGCACGCUGUCCCCACGGUGAUGAUCGAGUGCGACGACGACAAAGAGAACCUCCCCAACGAGGCGGACUAUGAGGAUCUGCCGGGCAUGUACAAGGAUGAGGAAGAGGAGGAGGAGGAAGAUGAAGAGGAAGAAGAUGAGGAGGAGGAAGAGGACGAUGAGGAGGAAGAUGAGGAUGAUACACUGUUUACAAGCACACUGGCUAUGAAGGUCUUACGAAAAGACUCUCUGGCCAUCAAGCUGAGCAACCGUCCAUCCAAACGGGAGCUGGAGGAGAAGAACAUCCUGCCACUGCAGUCAGACCAGGAGCGGCUCGAAUCACGGCAACAGACGGCCACCAAACUGACGAGACGGUUGAGUCAAAGGCCGACAGCAGAGGAGCUCGAACAGAGGAACAUUCUGAAACCUCGAAAUGAUCUGGAGGAGCAGGAGGAGAAGAGGGAGAUAAAGAAACAUCUAUCGAGAAAGCUCAGCCAGAGGCCCACAGUAGAGGAGCUGAGAGAGGCGAAGAUCCUCAUUCGCUUCAGUGACUAUGUGGAGGUCGCCGAGGCUCAGGACUACGACAGGAGGGCAGACAAGCCGUGGACUCGGCUAACAGCUGCCGACAAGGCUGCCAUUAGAAAGGAGCUGAAUGAGUUUAAAAGCACAGAGAUGGAGGUGCAUGAGUCGAGCCGUCAUUUGACCAGGUUUCACCGGCCAUAAAAUGGCUCAGAGAGACCUCAACCAUGUUUUUACACUCCCAUAGAAGUCUCAAGUGUUCGGACUGCUACCUGCUGCCCUUGUACUGUUACAGCUUUCCAACAUCAACUCUGAACUGAUGGGUUGGCUUCAUCACACAAGUUUGAGCCAUUACAGGAAACGGGAGAAAAACACUGAGAUGGAUUAAUCUAUGACUGUCGUCUCCCCUCUGCGGAGAUUUUGGUGACUUCUUGAUAUUCAAAAGCUUUUAAUUGUCAUUUUUUUAUGAUGAAGAGGUGGUAAUAUGUUUACGUUGCAGCACUUCUGUUUUUUAACAAGGCUAUUGAAGGUCCAACACAGGAUCUGUGCCAAUGUUACAGGAUGGGAAUGGUAAGAGAUGAACACAGGGUUUUUAU
This is a messenger RNA of Archocentrus centrarchus (flier cichlid), 2378 nucleotides long. RefSeq names its product phosphatase and actin regulator 1 (gene phactr1). Gene Ontology annotation, molecular function: actin binding. The transcript is spliced from 13 exons. Bases 136 to 1986 code for a protein of 616 amino acids. NCBI's taxonomy places the organism in Eukaryota, Metazoa, Chordata, Actinopteri, Cichliformes, Cichlidae. The record is from RefSeq and is a predicted model, not a curated record. Gene Ontology annotation, biological process: stress fiber assembly; cell motility.